Molecule: messenger RNA, 4213 nt
Organism: Xyrauchen texanus (razorback sucker)
Lineage: Eukaryota; Metazoa; Chordata; Actinopteri; Cypriniformes; Catostomidae
Gene: tubgcp5
Product: tubulin, gamma complex associated protein 5
Exons: 19
Coding region: 320-2791 (823 amino acids)
Biological process (GO): cytoplasmic microtubule organization; microtubule nucleation; spindle assembly
Cellular component (GO): centrosome; gamma-tubulin complex; spindle pole
Molecular function (GO): gamma-tubulin binding; microtubule minus-end binding
Source: RefSeq, a predicted model, not a curated record
CGGGGGAAAUCAUAAUAGAUGCCAUAAUUAAAACGACAUAAUAAUGAAUGAAACUCAGUCCUGAAUCCGACCUUCGCCGUUAGGAUUAUUCUUGGGAGAUUGCCAACAUAUUGCCGCUUUAUAUGUGAUGUAUGUAACCAACACUCUUGUCAUCAUGAGUUUCUUAUUUUGCCAGAUUACAUCUGUUGCCAACGGCUCGCCUGUCACAGCAUCAUAACCAAAGCAGCCUGGAUCAUCAAAAUGGCCCACUGGACCAGAUUUGAGAAGGAGCUGGAUCUGGAGACCAGGAUACUUGCCUCUCAUUUAACUGGCAUUCAAGAUGAGGAGGACAAGAACUAUCAAAUGGCACUCAAGUUUAUCUGGUCCAAUUUUAAUGGGUGAGCCUGACUCCAGGGCUUGGUUGGAGCAGCAUAUUGUCACUUCUUAUUGGGUUCCCAACUCUCCCCGAUUUCCACACAGCCUCCACCUGCAUUCCAACCUCUACAACGUCUGGGAUCAGCACUUGUAUAACUCUGGGCCUCUUUACCUGCCAGAGGAGAAGUCUUUUGUGACAGAGACUCAAGUGAUUCGGGAAACUCUGUGGCUUCUCUCUGGGGUUAAGAAGCUUUUUAUUUUCCAGCCCAAUGAUGGCAAAGUGAAUGUAAGGAAUGAUGUCGUAGUCACACAUCUUACCAAUAACUGUCUUCACUCAGUAUUGGAGCACAUAGCAGCUUACGGGCAGGCUGUUUCCCAACUGCAGACGUUUAUUGAUGAAGUGUCAGGCCACAGUGCAGAGCCUGGUCCUCCAAGACUCAACCCUUCGUCUUCCUCCAAGAAGGGCUCUGAGCCUCCCUUCAGGCCCUACCAAGCAUUUGUGUGGGCCCUGUAUAAAUACUUUACCAACUUUAAAGAACAGCUCAAUACAAUAGAGAAAGACAUUAUUGGCAAAGAUGAGACUGUGACCCUGUCAUCUGUGUUAGACCGGUUAAGCCCUCAUUUGGCUCAGAUCACAGUGCUGCACAGGGUUUUCUGCACAGGAGUGGCUGAGGUCCCACCCGGAACGCCAAACUUGUUACGAGCCUCACACUUACUCAACACCCUUUACAAGGCCAUCAUAGAAUACGACAGCAUGGGCGAGGCCUCCGAGCAGUCCGUGGCACUUCUUUUCUCUCUCUGGGUUGAAACAGUCAGGCCAUACCUUGAGAUUGUGGAUGAAUGGAUUGUUCAUGGUCACUUAUUUGACCCAGUCAAAGAGUUUAUAAUUCAGAGGAACAAGGAUGUACCAGUGAACCACAGGGACUUCUGGUACGCCACUUACACUCUGUAUAGCAUCUCUGAGCCUAUGGAGAGCGAGGAGAGGCUCAGUGACGCUGCCAGCGGAAGCUCUGGGGGGGAGCAGGCCUCCAGCAGCAGACAGCACACAAUGGUAUCCUUCCUCAAGCCUGUACUCAAGCAGAUCAUCAUGGCAGGCAAAUCUAUGCAGCUGCUGAAGAACCUGGAUUGCAAGGAGACAGAGCAGCCAGAUGGCUCCUCGAGAGAUGCCGAAAGGAAGAGUCUGUACACGCUCUUCCUGGAAUCAGUACAGACACUCCUUCGACAUGGAGAAGAGGCGCCCACGAAUACGGGUAAUGAGCAACAGGCUACUAAGAAGAGCCUGAUCAAGAUGCAGUCCAUUGUGGCACAGCAUCUGGAGCUGGACGACAUCCAUGACCCCCUUCUGGCUAUCAAUUUUGCGAGGCUAUAUUUAGAGCAGAAUGACUUCCAUGAGAAAUUCUCUGGCAGUAGUGUGGUUUUGGACCGCUCCUCUGAGUCUGUUACAUGUCAGACAUUUGAGCUCACACUACGCUCCUGUCUGUACCCACAUAUUGAGAGGAGAUACAUCGAAUGCUGUGGAAACCUGAAGAAAGACUAUAGUCUACUGGGAUACUUGCAGGCCAUGAGAAACUACUUCCUAUUGGAGGCUGGGGACACUAUGUUUGAUUUCUACACAGCCAUCUUUGACAAAGUUCUGGAGAAAGAGAGCUGGCAGCAGCUGGCGUUCCUCAAGGUUCAGCUGCAAGAGGCUGUCGGACAGCGCCACCCAGAGGACAGCAGUCGGCUGUCAAUAUUACUUGAAACGAUUGACCCUGCAAGAAAAAAACAACCUGUGAAUAACCUUGAUGGUCUUACGCUGAGUUAUAAGGUUCCAUGGCCUGUAGAUAUUGUUAUUAGUUCGGAGUGUCAGAAAAUCUACAAUCAGGUCUUCCUACUGUUACUUCAAAUCAAAUGGGCUAAAUAUAGUCUGGACACAUUGCGAUUCAGUGAUUUGACGGUGGCUGCCAAAAGGCAAGGAGGCCAAUCUGAGAGCACAGCCAAAGAGCCCAUAAAUCAGCAGAUUCACAGGAUGUUUCUCCUAAGAGUCAAACUCAUGCACUUUGUCAACAGCUUGCACAACUACAUUAUGACUCGGAUCCUUCACAGUACAGGUCUUGAAUUUCAGCAUCAAGUACAUGAAGCUAAGGACCUGGACCAGCUCAUCAAAAUCCACUAUAGAUACUUGUCCACCAUUCAUGACCGAUGCCUGCUCAGAGAGAAAGUCAGUUUUGUCAAGGAGGCCAUCAUGAAAGUGCUGAAUUUGGUGCUCAUCUUCUCAGAUAGAUGGCAGGCUGGUUUUGGGGCCUGGAAAAUUGAGUCGAUUGACAAACUGGAGUCUGAUUUUAAAAACUGUCACAUGUUUUUGGUGACUAUUUUAAACAAGGCUGUGUGCCGAGGCUCAUUUCCUCAUUUGGAGUCCUUGGCUCUGUCUCUGAUGGCUGGAUUUGAACAGUGUUAACAAACAGAACAUGGUUAUUCAGUCCAAGGCACUGAAAACAAGACUAAUUAUUUAUUGUACUGCUGUAUGACUGCUGCUGUACGGUUGCUUUUUGUCUCCACCAUAAAGUUUGACAUCAUGGCACAUCAGAAGAAGCAAUUGUGUUUGCAGACAGUGAAGCUUGUGUUACAGUAGUCUGUCAACAGCACAGACGCUGCUCCUAGAUUAAUUAAAUAAUGUUUUGAGGACAAUAUGACUGGUACUUUUUCAUCAUUGUGUCAGCCUGUUAAUGUCUUAUGUAAAAUGUCAGUGUCCCUUACCUGAAUACAUUGGUUAUACGAGAAAAGAAGACAUUCCUUCUGGAAAAAACAAACAAACAACUCCUAGCUUAAACUUGCCUAUAAUGGUUUUAGCUGGUCUCCCAUCCUCAUCUGGUCUGUUGCUGGUGUUAGAGGGGUUUUGGACACUUUUCAGCUGGUCAGGUUGGGAGACCAACUUUUAACUACCCAAGCUGCUUUUUUCAGCAGGGAUGUCAAAACUCAAUUUUGUUGUGUUUUAAAAAUGUAUAAUAAACUCAACAGUGAAUAGCAUCCUGACUAAGACUGUAAAGAAUAUAAAGUACAUUUUGAAAUUGUAGAGUAAAUUUGUAAGCAGUUUGUAAGUGUUUGCUCAAGGAAUGUUGAUUACCAUAAAGAUUUAUUUUGACGCACAAAGAUUUGUGUUGAAUUGAGGCACUUACAAUGGAAGUGAAUGGGACUAAUCUGUUAAAUUAAUCUGUUUCAUCAGUAUAGCCACAAGACGUAAACAAUAUGCGUGUUAACAUUUUAGUGUGAUAAAAUAGCUUACAAACCUUUUCUGUGUAAAGUUAGAUCCAAUUUUACAACUUUGUUGCCAUGAUGACGUAAUGCCAUAAACCCUAUAAAAAUGACUGUAAAAACAAAGAUUUAAACACUUUUACAGCUCAAUUAUUACACAAGAUUUAUCAAAAGAAUAAAUGUAAGUGCUUUAAUAUAUGCUUCAAAUUUCUACCUUUAAACCAAGGGCGUAGCAAGGAAAUUACUUCUGGGUGGAAUUUAAUAAAAAUUGAUGGGCCAAGAUUUUUUACUAUUUUUUCUUUACAACAGAGAAGCGGUGCAUUCAAAUAGUUCUUUCACACUUUCAGAAAUCGGAAUUUAUGCAUUUUUAAACUAUUUUAUAAAUAUAUAUUUGAAAUAUAAGAAUAAUUCCUAAUAUUCUGAGUGGGCCCAUGUACACCUUUGCUACGCCACUGCUUUAUACCCUCCAAAAAUGUGUCUAUUUACUUUCAUUGUAAAAGUAAUUUUUUUGGUAAUCAAUAUUAUGCCACAAAUGCUGUCAAUUGACCUAAACUUGUAUUGAGCCUGGGAUAUUCCUUUAGUGCUAUUUAUUAUUGUGCUAAAUGGAACAAUGCAUAUAAUAAAGUCA